AUGGAGGUGGUGUCGGCGGAAGUGAACAGCUUGCUACCUGAAGAGAUCAUGGACACAGGCGCAACGCUGGAGGAAGAUGAGAACAUAGAGGCUGUAAUUGUGGGUGACACUAUGGAGAUGGAACUGGAAGGAAUGGCAAACGUAAGCUCAGGCAGGGAUUCUGUUACUUCUGGCACGUCGUCCAUCACCACAGAGACCGUCAUGGUGUCCAGCAAUUGUGUAAGCCACGUCCUAGCCAAUGCUGCCACUACAAAAGCCGGUACUAGUGUGACUGCACAACCUUCCUUUCAAGGUAGCCUCCAGAAACUUGGUACUCAGACUCCUGUCACUAUAUCGGCCAACCAGAUAAUUUUAAACAAGGCAACGGACUUGAAAAUUGGCAACCAGACUAUAAAACCAGAAGGGCAAAAGCUCAUUGUCACAACUCUGGGGAAACCUGGGCAGCCCAUUGUCCUAACAUUACCCCACAACCAGCUGUCUCAGUCGCAGAAGGCCACGUCGCAGGUGCAAGCAGGUGACUCCAAGCUGUCAGCGCAGCAGUUCAAGGUGGUAACUAUUGGAGGAAGGUCAGAGGUGAAACCUGUCAUUGGUGUUUCAGCCUUGACUCCAGGGAGCCAGUUGGUAAAUGCUACCACCCAAUCCUCUGUAUUGCAGACCCAGCAAUUAAAAGCAGUGCAGGUAAGAAGGCACACUGUUUCUCAUUAUCUUUUGUGAUAAAAUUGCUCCCAUUCAUGAUUCCCUUUUGUUGGCAGUAACGUAAGUGGAGCAGAGUAAGGCGGGGAAAGUGAAUCAAUAAGACCAGCAAAAUGUAAGGAAGAGUUAAAGUGCAAUGGAGGUGAUGAUUAUUUUUUUAUUUUUUUAAAAAAAUAGAGUUCUUGCCGAUAGAGAGGGAUGUGUAGCAGCACAAAACCAGUUAGAGGACUCUUCUUGGGGGUGGUGAUAGGUGGAAGAAGAAGGGAGCAGUUGGGGGACUGUUUCCAAGCUAAUCUGUUUGGGGGCAGUGGAGAUUGAGAGUGAAGACACUGCAGAAGGUGAGAAUGUGUGGAUUUUGGUUGUUAUUGCAUACAAACAAUAAUUCCUCUAACUGAGGGAAUGAUACUUCUUUUGCUUUUCAGAUUGCUAAAAAAACCAGGACACCCACCUCAGCCCCGGUGAUAACUAAGCUGAUCUUCACAAAACCAAUCAACAGCAAAGCUGUUACGGGACAGACAACACAAGUGUCACCGGUCAUUGCAGGUUAUAUAUUUGUGGCUUCUUGCGUGGUGCCAUUCCUAAAGGGGUGAAAUGUGAAUUGAGUCAGAUACAGGCUGGGAUCCAAUUGGGCAUAUUUUCAUGGAGGGUUUUUAGGCUCCUUUCUCUUUUACACCGCUGCCUUCUGAGUUCCCUCAAAAAAGCCAGGGGGUUCUCCAAAAUGACAUUUAGGAGUGAUUAUCAGGGGAAUCUGAUAAUUCUGCCCUUGCAUGUUCACAGAAGCACUUUAUGAGCACGCACAGGGCUCUUUGGGUCCCAGCCACAGAAUGAAUCUUGCUUCUCUUCAUCUCAUAACUUCUCAGGGAAGAUGAAAAGUGUGUCCAAGUUCAGAGUCCUAAAGAAUUUACAGAUUACGUGGGUCAUGUAAAAUGGCGCUUUCAAAACCUAACAGCAGCAUUGUUAUUUUAUGUCUCUCUCAAAUGUUCAGAUUGUGUGCACAGUGUCAACCAACUUAACCAUGUAGUAAAUGUGGGAAAGCUUGCACGCUUCAUAAAUGUGCAUUAAAAGUGUAGUGUUAUGUGCAACUGACUUGCUCUGAAGAGUUCUGUGGUUGCUGUUACUCCACUCCUGGCUACUGACUAGUUCUGUUGCUAUGGAGUCAAGAUGUUUCUUCUACUCAUCCCCCUAUGCAUUGCUGCAGUGUUUUAUCACUACUUCCUGGCUCUUUGUUGGGGAAAUAAGAUGGUUUAAACUGUUCAGACUUCUGGGUUUUUAAAAAAGAUGAGUACUACUUUUAAGCUGCAAAGUCCUCUGUUGGUUUUAAAGGGUAAAGUGGAUAAGGCUUUAGGAAUUUUAUAAAAGUGGAAAACUAAAAUAUUCACUUUACACCUUAUAAAUCAAGAGUAGCGAUGCAAGUGGACAAUACUACUCUUCCCCCUCAUCACAAACACAGAGAACCAAAAUGAAAGAAAUGUGACUAGUUUUUCACUUACCAAAAAAACAACUGAAUAUGUAAAGGGAAACCACACAGUAUCUGCUAAUAUUUUAAUGUUUAUGCAUUUUUAAACACUUGGAAUACAAAUUCAGACUAAAGAACAGCAACCCACGGAGAGAGGAAUUUCUUCAGACUUCUUUCCAUGAAACUCCAUUACUUGAGGAGAUGCCUUUUCUGUUCAGUCAUCUUACCACCUGAUCCAUCCUCCAUCCUCUUUAAAACAUAAUGUAUGGCAGGGGUGGAAAUCACAUUUGUAUUAAUACAGACAGCCAAGCAUGCAUGGUGUAGAAAAUUUUCAUCAGGUGAUAUACAUUGUUUGCUUUACUAGUCCUUUAUUUAUCAUUUAGGAUGAAAUUAUGUACCGCUCCAUUCACUUCCACAGUUGCCUUAGAUACAACUAUUGUUGUAACUCCCAUUGAAAGUGCCCAAUGCAGUGCCUCCCUAGUCAGAUUAAUUUCAGUUUAUGCAGCCUAAUAAUGUGGGAAGGACUCUUGCAAUGAUGCAACUGGCUUCUUGCUCUCUUAAGCCCUGCCCACCCUGGCUGGUGAAAACCACUUGGGAGGGGUUGAUCAGUUGUAUCCAGGGUGUGUUGAAUGCAUCUUUACAUGACAGAGUGGUGCCUUCUACUCUUAAAUAGGCAUAUGUAUUGUAGGGCCAAUUUUAUGGAACGUCCUUUCAGUUGAGGUCAGAUAGGCCCCUUCCCUACUAAACUUUUGGCUGCUACUAAAGACUUUUUUUUAAAAAAAUCCAGCAGGUAUUUUAAUUGUAGCUUGUAUUUAUAGUUUUUACUAAUUUUAUUUUUGUAUUGUAUCUUUGUAAACCGCUUAGAGACUGUUGUUGUUAAGUGGCAUAUAAAUCGUUUAAAUAAAUAAAAAAAAACCUCACUUGGGAGUAAGCUCCAUUGAACUAAUUCAGACUUAAUUUUGAGUACAUGUAUAAGAUUGCAUUGUUAAUGGCAAAGCUUGUAACAUAUAGUGCUGUAAACAAGCACUUUCUUUUGAUUUUUUCAUAAUAGCAGAGCCAGUAUUAAAGUGCCUUUAUUAUUUUUAUAUUUUUAACACUGUUGUUACUAAGCAGGAGUUGUACACGAUGGCCUAGUUUGCAUGUAAUGCUACUGUGUGGUUUAACAAACCACAAGAUGUCUCACAGACAAAUAAACCUUGGAUUGUUUCUCCAAAGUUUUCUGUUUUUCAGCUACUCUUGCCUUUGUAGCUUGAUGAAUGGCUGGGGUGGGGUGAUCAGGCAAGCCACGCUUAAGGAAAAGUGGGCUUGCAGGAAAUGCCAAGUAAUAGUUAAAACAAAUCAAGAACUAUAAGCCAACAACAACACCAUGGUUUCAGACAGUGGAUGAUUUUUUGGUAGUAAACAAGCCAUUGAGCGGUUGGUAGGCUUCACACAUAAUGCUAAGCUGUGGUUUAACAAACCACAGUUUAACAAGCCAUGGCUUAGCGUUUUGUACAAACCCAGGCCAGUCACUGCUUCAUGUGUAUUCACUGCAGUGUCCUGUGAAAAUUCAAGGCCAAAACUGUAGUCAAUACUUUUAUCAGUGGUUUUAGAGUGUAAUGAAUCUCUUCCAGGCAAAAUGCAGGAAUGUAAAAUGAAUAGCUAAUUCUGCUUGUUUCAAAGAAUAGUGUGAUCCAGCACAAUAGCAUUCUCUGAAAAUAACAUGGGUUUCUUUUCUCCGGCUAUUUGAAACAACAUUGUGGGCUGCUGUUCUUCAAGGUGUCUGCUUAUCUAAUGGAUCAGUAACUAUCCCUGUUCAGUUAGAGGGUUUGGUUUAAUUUAGACUAAAUUUGUUUUUAAUUGCCCUCAUAGUAUUAGAAAAUUGGAUUCGAUAUUCUUUAUAAACACUUAAAGGCUAUCAGUAAGUCUUCUAUGCUUCUUCAAUUAAAAAAGCAAAUGUUCCAACUAAUUUGCUUCUAUUUAUAUCCAAUGCAUUUCUGAAGUUCUGGAUAGCUUGUGAGCUAAAUGGAAGUGCUUUAUUUAUACCAAAGCUCAAAAUUGGGAUUCAAUCUAGUUAAGAGCAUGAGGAGAGAUCACUAGUAUGCUUUCUUAGUUCAUGUAGAAUAUUCUGACAUUGGUUGCUGCUUGUUCUGCAUUUCAAAAUGGCCCACAGCUUUCAAGAACUUGCCACUAAAAAGCAAGCAAUUAAUUGCCAUCAAAUUCCAUUUUAGGAACGUGCCAUAUUCUGGAAGUCUGUGGCUUUGUUCAAAACAACGAUAAAUAAUGGUUUCCUGCUACUUUUUGUCCCAGUGUUCUUCUCCCAUACACCCAAGAGGCAAAGUUUGGAAACUUUUGCCUAAGUUCACUGUGCCUUCCCAUGUCAUUCAAGCUGGGAAUUGUGGUUUAUAUAACGAUCCAUGGUCAGCUUCAAAAUAAGACAAGUUCAAACCAUCACCUAAGCAUCUUAAGCGUUUCCUUUCCUAGUUCUGGAAGUAGUUCAGAUGACAGCUUAGUAGCAGUGAGUAUACCUCCCUGGUAUAUGUAAGUGUAAUGGUUGAGGAGUGUUCUGAGCUUCCCAGUCACUACCCCCUUUAUCAUGAGGUUGAAAGGAUGGGUAUCUCUCCACCGCCCCACCCCCCAAAGUUCAUACAGCUGAAGGAGUUAGAUGGAAGAGUGGUGUUUUUUUGCACUUCCUCUUUCAAGGCCCAGAUCAGAACUUGAGUUGCUGAAUCUUUGUGGAGUGACUGAAAGCAUGGCCGGGGGGUGGGAAGGGGAGCAAACUGGGAGACUGGAGAAAGAAAACGGAUGUGGUGAUGAGGGAUGCAGGGGAGAAGAGAAUGAGCAAUGUGUGCACACAUAGGAUCCAGUUAAAUGGAACCUCCUGAAACUGCAUAAUUGGUUCACAAGUCCGUCCCCCCCAACCACUGUCAAGUUAUCCAUUGCACCUAUUUCCAUUGACAGAACGGUAAAAAAAAAUACACUUCCAGUGGUUUCCGGUGUGGCCAUUGUGCAAAAACAUGGAUCUAAGACAGUUUUAUGGAACCUCAUAAUUUCUACAUCAAAAUCAUAGGUCAGCUCUGUGUCCAUUGAUGCGUUCUUGUCAUCCUAUGUCAAAAUCAUGAAGAUUCAUGGGGGAAUAUGAGCCCUGGAUCUGUGUUACUGUGGCCCUGGCUGACAACAGAUAUGAAAUUUUUAGUGCACAUUCUACUCCCUGCUCCCGCCCAAACCACAAUCAGAUUAAAACCUAUGUCAAAUCAUAGAGAGUGGUGCCCAUGGCAAACUCUCAACAUUUCCAUAUUAUACCAAUUUGUAACUGUGGUUAGUUUCAAUGAGCCUGCUCAAGGUCAGUUAUCACGGAUUAGUUAUACUUUUUAAAUGUCCUUGGACCAUCCUGCCACAGAUCAAAGAGUGAUAAAAGGUACAUAUUCUCCCUGUCUCCCUCCCAAUUAACUGGCCCCUGCAGUUGAAGAAUCUUGGUCUUCGGGGCCAUGAAAGACCAUGGGAGGCUGUAAAAGCUACUAGAUGGUACUUUGGAAAACGUAUAUUAAACUCCAGGAGAGGUUUACAGUUCUGCAGUAUAGUAUAUUCAAUAACCAUACUCCCAAUAAUCACUGAUAAAUCAAGCUUCCUUCUCACCCAGCAGGUGGGGACUGAGUGAGGCACUUGAAAAGGAAAAAUAUACUUGUGCAGCCAGGCAUUUAAAACAGAAAUGUCUCGUUUUCCUUCUGUGUCUGGCUUUUAAUCAGAGCUGGAAUAACUUGAAGCUGAAGCCUGGAAGGAAACAGGUGCCUCAAGCAGUAAUGCAAUGCACACAGUCUCAUCUCGGGGUGUAAAUGCACCCCUGUGGUUUCCACUCAUGAUUUAUUGCUGACAGAAAGUUCUAAAAGAGGGGGGUACUGAAUGGGGUUGGUGGAACUUUUCUCGCAAGAUUAUUAGUUGUAACCAGCUGUUGUCAUCUUUCCCUUUGCAUUUUGUCCUGCUUCGUAACAGGUUUCUAUUUUUGUUAGAAAUACAAGCGGUGAGAAUUGAAUCAGCUGUACAGUGGUGCCUCGCAAGACGAAAUUAAUUCGUUCUGCGAGUUUUUUCGUCUUGCGAAGCACGGUUUCCCAAAGUUUUCAAAAUCACCAAAGUCUUCAAAAACCUCAAAAAAGGCUACCACACCGCGUGCUAUGAGUUGCUCCUCGAAGUCACCCUGGGUAUUAACGGUUUUAAGAAAAGGGAAACAAACUUGCAAGACGUUUUCGUUUUUUUCCGUUUUUCGUCUUGCGAAGCAAGCCCAUAGGGAAAUUUGUCUUGCGAAGCAACUCAAAAAACGAAAAACUCUUUCGUCUUGCGAGUUUUUCGUCUUCCGAGGCAUUCGUCUUGCAAGGUACCACUGUAUUUCUGGUAUAUCUUUACCUGGAAGUUGCUAACACAAGAGAAAAAUGGCUAAUUGUUAAUCUUUUGAUCUGGAAGUUUGGGUUUUUGGCAGCGUGCUGGAGUCAGUUUUGUCUCUCUCUUUCUGUUUUCAUUUUAUUCUUGAUUGUCUUCAGCUAUUUUAUUACAAAAAAGAAAACACUGUCAGAAAAUGUGAGACAUUUCUACUCUGCUACCUGGGGGAAGGAUGAAAUGAAGGCAGCACUUCUUCUGCAACAGUGUAGAGCAGUGAAUUGACAUGCUGUUUCUUUUCAUGACACCAGCUAUAAUCAUCAGUUUGUUUCUGUUCUCUUUUUUUCUACAGGUCGAGUUCUUUCGCAGACCACGCCAGGGACACCUCCAAAGACGGUGACUAUCUCAGAAAGCGGCGUCAUUGGGACUACUUUAAGUUCUGCUAUACAGCAGACACCAAAUAAGAUAGCCAUUUCUCCCUUGAAGUCCCCCAACAAGGUAAAAAGGUCUAUUCAGGUUUACAAUUAUUUUGGUGUUGCUCUGAAAAUGAUCUGAAGUAGUAGGAUAUAUUCCAUUUAAACAUAUUUCACUUAUUCAAAUGUGGAAAGUGUGAGUUAAAUUCUGUUAAUCUGUAUUUACUUAAAAUGGUAGCUGAGCCUUCCAAGUGAAGAACAAGUAACCUGAGCUUCAAGCUGCCUAUUUCAACCUGUUUUUUGAGUUUGUUUGAAUACUUUAAAACCUCAAUUUCUUAUCACUACUGCUCGAUUCUCUUAAAUAGGGCUAUGUUUAAAACUUGUCAUUGAGGUUUUCAUACCUUUUUUAUAAACUUGAGGAAGCAUUUCCAGCCCUGCUCUUGAGCUUGUUUGAUAUCACUUAAAAUCUUAUAAUUUCUUUAUUUCCUUCUGAGGAAACUGAUUAGUUCAGUGAAACGAGUUUUGUAGCUGGCAUCUCGUAAAAGGUAAAGGUAAAGGGGCCCCUGACCAUUAGGUCCAGUCAUGACUGACUCUGGGGUUGCAGCGCUCAUCUCGCUUUAUUGGCCGAGGGAGCCAGCAUUUGUCCGCAGACAGCUUCCGGGUCAUGUGGCCAGCAUGACUAAGCUGCUUCUGGUGAACCAGAGCAGCGCACGGAAACGCUGUUUACCUUCCCGCUGGAGCCGUACCUAUUUAUCUACUUGCACUUUGACGUGCUUUCGAACUGCUAGGUUGGCAGGAGCAGGGACCGAGCAACGGGAGCUCACCCCGUCACGGGGAUUCAAACCACCGACCUUCUGAUCAGCAAGUCCUAGGCUCUGUGGUUUAACACACAGUUUUUGUUUAAUUCUAGUUUAUUUUUUGAUUUUUGUUAUUCUGUAGUCGAUUAUUUCUCGUUUCAGGGAUUUUCACGGUAAUUUCUUUUGUUCUGUGUAAUUUCUUGGUUCCGUGACUGUCUUUUUUUCACUGGCCUAUUUCAACCUGGGCUCGCUCAGUUGAUAGAGCAUGAGGCUCUUCAUCUCAGGGGUGCAGGUUCGAGCCCAACAUUGAGCAGCAGAUUCCUGCAUGGCAAGGGGUUGGACUAGAUGACCCUUGUGGUCCCUUCCAACUCUACAAUUUUAUGAUUUAUUUUAAUCACGUUUCAAAUGAUCCACAGCAACAAAACCUGUAAACUUACUGCCUCUGUUUCUUUUAAUGAAAUUGGAAUUUCCAAAUUACCAAACAUCUACCAGCUGAGCAAAAUUAUCGGGGGGCACUUCCUUCUUGCCAGCAGCUUCUGAUGCCUAAACUGUUGUAACUUGUUUACCAACCUGGUGCCCUGCAGCUGCUUUCAGUACCAGCCAGCAGAUGGUGGUUGUAGUCCAAAAUAGGUUGGCUCAUAACCCCCAACAGCAUGAAAAGUCUUGUGCAUUUGUAUUCUGUUCUGAUUUUGAAGCUGAACGAGCUGUAGCUGUGUGGAACUGUAUUACAGAAUGUUUUAGCCUAAGAUCUCUGAUUUGUUAAGCAGCUAACAGUGGUGUCUGUCGCCUCGCAGCCUCCAAGCUCACCCCAGAAAGCAGUUGGUGUUCCUCUAAACGUAGCCCUGGGUCAGCAGAUUCUCACGGUGCAGCAUUCAACACCAUCUUCCCCCGGAAAGGCUGUAGCUAACAAUACAACUCAGGUAUGCCGCAUUCUGGCUCUUAUUCUGAAAGCCUCACCAUCAGAGUCACAGCUCUGUGUAGUUUCAGACAUUGUUAACUGUUUAUCCAUCAAACUUUUGUGUUUGUUUUGAUGAGUUGAAAUGAUAUGCUAUUGGAAGAAAUAGCUUAAAGUAAAUUUGGUCACAAACGAGUGCUUACUGUAUCCGACAUCAUUAAUACAAAGUGAUAAUGCAUUUCAAGAGUUUAUUGAUCUGUGCUUUAAAAUGAAGCACAAGGGGGAAUAAUGCUAACUCGCUAGAAACUACUUCUUUGCCAACAAUAAAAGAGAGACUGAUAUAUUGACACCACAUAAAUAACUUUACAACUAUUUUAACAGGCUGUGAAAUCUGCAGUACAGACCCUUACUAUGGGAGGAGUGAGCACAUCUCAGUUUAAGACUAUCAUUCCCUUGGCAACAGCACCCAAUGUUCAACAGAUUCAGGUACCUGGAAGCAAAUUCCAUUAUGUCCGGCUUGUAACUGCCACAACAGCCAACAGCUCAGCACAGCCAGCCACUCAGAAUCCCAGCAUCAGCACAGCAUCUCUUCAGCAAGGUUAGUAGUCUCCAUAGUUGAAUGUUUUCACGACAGUUUUGGAAGUGCUUAACAGAAAUGCAAAUACAAAGGGCAUUAAGUAGGCAUAUGUUUAACAUUCCGUGUUCUGCUUUGUGCUGGUUGUAUGCCCACUCCCAAGUAGGAAAGGUUUCCUAAUACUUGUUUGACUAACGGUUUAGCCAUGAGUGUUCAUUGUUGAUCAUUGACCAAGAUUGGGGUAUCCCCAUUUAUCAGGCAGCCUCCCCUUCUCAGUCCCACUUCCAUUGCAAUAAUUAGGUUUUUUUAAAAGAACAGCUUCCAGCAGUGCAAAUGCAAACUAUUUUUAAAGUUCCACUUAGGGGGUGAUAUACAUUCCUUAGCCAUGAAAAGUGUCAGAUUGGAAACAUUGCUUGUUUGCCCUUAAUUUUAGGAGAUGUUGCAGAUAUAUGGUCUUUUUGUGUUGUGUUUCUUUGUUUCACUGUGACUUGUCUAGGAGUUGAUCAAGUAAAUGGUAAACAGCAAAAGUUUGAGGUGUGUGUUGUUGUUCUAUCCAAAAUUCUGAAAAAACUCGUUUAAAAUAUUUUUUUUCUAUUAAAUGAUUUCAACAUGUAAGAAUGCCAUACAAAUAGAUAAUGAAAUAUCCCACCCUAACCCGGAAGCUGGUGUUCAGGCAAUACAUACAAAAUAACAACAAAACCAAAGUGGCCCUACCUUUAGUAUACAGAGUAGGUGCAUCCUGUAAAUAUCUUUGCACAGAAAGUUACAUGUUGUGUCUCAUGUUGUUUAUUUUGAGCAGCUAAGCCAAUGGUGGUGAAUGCAACCCCCGUGAGGAUGUCUGUCCCAAUUGUUCCAGCAACGCAGGCAGUCAAACAAGUGAGUUUUGCGUCCGCCUACAUACUUAAUACGUAUUUCUGGUUUUGCACAGUUGGAAUUUCCAAAGUAACUUCUCCUGUUGAUUUGCAAAUAAUAAGAUCUCGUAUGCAAUGAAGGCAUCAUGGCGAUUUCCUUUCCUUGCAGGUGGCGCCCAAACCAAUUAGCACAACUUCGCAGAUAGUUACUACAAGCCAGCCACAGCAGAGGCUAAUAAUGCCUGCCACACCACUGCCACAGAUCCAGCCAAACCUCACCAACCUUCCCCCGGGCACAGUGCUGGCUCCAGCCCCUGGUGCAGGGAAUGUAGGCUAUGCGGUUCUCCCGGCUCAAUAUGUCACACAGGUAUGGCAUUGAUGUGGAGAUGAAAUUGACCAAAAUAUUUAACGAGUGUGUGAUGCUUUAUAGUGUAUAGAUUCUUUUAACAAAAAUGACCCACUUGGGAGUUAAGGCCAGAAGAAUUUCAGAGUAUCCAAUGUCUGUGGACACAAAAUAAGGGCUAGAAAUAAGGUAGGCAUAAUCCAUCGUUUUCUAAUCUUUGAUACCCAAGACGUUGGGCUUUUUUCUCCCGCUUUUGGACUAACUGUGGAAGCACACCGUUGUACUGUAGUGGAUACACACAUUGCCUCUCCCAAGAUGUUUUCCCCCCUGGAAUUUUCCCAGGUUGCAAGCUGUGCUGCAGGCUGCAUCAGGGCACCCUUCCACAUGGGGAGAUGUCAGUGCCCAUAUGUUGGCAGGAAAAAACCCACAGUCCUGCACAGGGCCUUCCUGCUUGAAGGACGUGGUUGCAUUUCACUUCAGCCCUUCUCUCAUCACACUAGUUUUAACCCAGCACAGUUCAGGAACUGCUGGCCUGAGGAAACUUACUGAUAGUAGCACUAGCACAAGAUGCUGCAUAUGCUUGGAACGCGUGUUGGACAGGCAAGACUCAGGAACACCUGUGGAUUGCUGCUGUCUUCCUUUGGAAAACAUGGGAUAGAAAAUUGCAUGUAGAGCAGCUGCAUAGAGGCUUACCGGUCCAAAUCAUUGAGAGUAGCCCUCUCAUGGAAAACAGCAACACCCCCCACGUUCUCCCUUGUAGCCAGAUAGUCUGGCAGAGCUGAAAGAAAUGAGAUCUUCAGUGUGACUUAAUUCAUGGAGUAGAUGGCCAGGUGGAAUUCAUUUGGUGCACUGCCCAAGCAGAUGAUGUAUCUUCUGCCAGAAAAAGAGAUUAGGAAGAAUUUACCCCACCAGCAAUUAAAAUACAAAGCAUGCAAGAAAGAAGGAGCCUUUCAACAUGGAUGGAAAGAGGAAGGACCAUUGUUAGCCAUCAUGACAGCUGAGAAGAGAUGGUUGCCAAAAUGAUGAUACUCCGGUUUUGUAAAUGCACAAUCUCAUUCCAGACAGCUUGGAGGAUUGCUUUGAACUAAAGCUGAGUUCCAACUGUUCCCAAAUAAAGCUGAAAAUGAAAGAUCUUUGCUGGAAAAAUCAGACUUCUCUCUGGAGUGUAAGGUUCAAGUGCAUUCUAAGAACUAAAUAAUAGAAGAUUAUGGACCGCAUGGAGAUGAGCGGAAAAUAAUUUUAAUAACAGAGAACAAGAGUAAAAUCCCUUUAACUACAUUUAUGGGGAAAUGAGAAUGUGGGAUUCUGAAUCUAAAAACAAUAAAAUGGCUGGAAAAGCAAGGGCAACUGAUGAAAUUUAUUUUAGGUAUUAACCCACCAUCACUAUGCCUCAAGGCCAUGAAGGUCAUCAGAAAUUCAUCUGGUUAACAAAAGGGUGUUGCCGGGGAGACGUAGGACCUCAGCUGUCUUCCUCUUUGAAAAUUUCUCUGCUUCUCCAAAGGAAGCAGGCAUGAGGGAUUUUUCAGCUUGCAAACAGCUUUCCUAGCUAACGCAGUCCUAGCAGAAACUCGUCUGCAGGUGGUUCCUGUCCCUAAGGUGGAGAGAGUGGUGAAAAGCAGAGAGCUGAUUGCACAAGAAGGUGAUUUCUUAUGGCCAAUAUGUAGCAUGUUAAUGGUUUUGUCACUAGAAAAGGUACAAGGAAAAGCUAUGUAAAUUGACAUUCCCUCCGCCACUUUUUCAACUUCACUACCAUGCAUUCUGAAUCAAAAUAGGAUACUAGUUUUCCAUAAUUCCUAGUUUUCCAUAGAUAAUUUCUGCUGAUACCACAAAAUGAGUUCCAGCGGUUCUCUUUCAGGUGUGUGAAAAUCCCCAUAUAGUUUAGCAACAUCAAAAAGAUCAAAAGAAAAGCGUAUGCUGCUUUGACAGGCUCUUUGGCAGGCAUAGGCAAACUCAGCCCUCCAGAUGUUUUGGGACUACAAUUCCCAUCAUCCCUGACCACUGGUCCUGUUAGCUAGGGAUCAUGAGAGUUGUAGUCACAAAACAUCUGGAGGGCUGAGUUUGCCUAUGCCUGCUCUUUGGGCUAUAUAAUAGUGCAGCUAUGGAUGAAUUCUAAUGGGAUUAUAAAUGGAAAAACCGGUCUAUGUAUUUCCCAAAUAAAGUUUUUUCCUACUAUUUGUUAUCUGACCAUGAAACUUAGGCAUGAGAAAUUGAAGGCGCUUUGACAACAUAAACUUCUAAUCAGGUGUAAUAUUUUAAUUUAACUCUCAACAGACUUUUAGUCAAAUGGAGUGUUAUGGUUCCUGAAUUUUUUGAUCCUGUCACAAAAAAGUGUGGUGCUAUGAGACAUUAUUGUUAUUUUAAUGUUUAGACAGGUUUUUAAUCUAGUUACAACAGUCCUCUUAGAACAGUGUAUCAUAAGAGGUGUGAGGCUUCCAUUAGCACUAGAAAAUUAGGUACACAUUAAACAUGAGGUUAUAAUCCAGUUUCCAGGACAAAAGCCCUCCAGUCUAAAAAUAGUAGUGAACAUCUUCUUCUGACUCUUAAUGACGGAAUAAAAAGUGUUUGGCCAGCUAUUUGCGCAAGUACUAAUCUGCAAAGGGUAUGUCAUGUACCGACUUCGUGUUCUGACUUUGUGAAUUUAUUUAUUUUUAGCUACAGCAGUCAUCCUACGUAUCAAUAGCAAGCAAUGCCAAUCUUAGUGGGACAUCUAGUAUCCAGACCCAAGCCCGCCUGCCAUUCAAUGGGUGUGUAUUGUGUAGAUGUGUUUUAAGUAAUCAUUGCACAGCUUGGAAAGACAGAGGAUUGGGAGAAAUAUUUGGAGUUGUUCAGUGUUCAGCUGCUGAAGUGGUAGGUCAUCUGCCUUGCAUGUACGAGGUCUCUGGUCUCAGAAUAUCCAAAUAGGGUUGAUAUUUUGCUUGGUCCUAAAAAGAUACUGCCCAACUGUGAAUUUUUGCAGAUUUUUUUUUUCCUUAUGUGCCAGCCUAGUUACAUUUUGCUUUAUAUGAAACCAGAGUCUUAAAAUAGAUAAAGAUCUUACAGAUGUAAAAACAAUUCUCUCUCCCCAUAAAAACUAGCUAAAAUUAUUUAAAUCCUACCCAGGUUCCAAAAGGAAAAGUAAUCCCACAAGAGUAGGGCAGGCACAUCAAACACCUCUGCAUAUAUUUUUAUUCCUAAUGAAGAGACUGAACAAUCUUGGUCAACCGUAUUGUUUCUGGUGGUUUGUUUAUAUGGGGGUAGUACAGUAGAUCCCAAAUAUCUGGGCACACUUUGUUGUUACACCUGAAAAAAUUAAUGUUAGAAUGUGGAAGAGUAAGACUUCCGACUGCUUUUUGAAGAGCCCAAUACCUUUCCCUCCCUAUGCAUGAGUCACUGAUAUGGGCAUGCCUGCUUAACUGAAAGGACACAGCCCCAAAGAAGCAACUUUUAGGGAGACACAGCAGGAAACAGCAUCAUAAGGCCAGGUGAAUUUGCUGAGUCUUUACUCAGUGACUGAAUGAUCCACUUACAGCUGAUGCUCAUGCAAAGCAGAAUAACUAGCCCCUGACAAACUAAGCAGAAGAAAGCAAUGCCAGAGCAGGCGAUCAUUCAGAGAAGCAGUAGAUAACCUCUGUUAUGCAUUGACACAAUGGACUUAAAGGACAGUUAAACUGAUUUUUUUUUUAAUCCUGAUGCAGUAGCAUUUUCCUUUUGGCACCACAGUUUGGGAAUUACUUUUCUGAUAAGUCAUUUGGUGGAACCACUUGCUCUGGAGGCAUUUAAGAUGCUCCUGCUCUCUGAUCUUGGCACAAGGUGGGCUAGGUUGUGUAGUCUGAACUGUGGGGAACAGAUGGGUCAGUGUUCGCAGUAUUGUUAUUGCACAUCUCAAAUUAUGCAAUAGCUAAUCAACAUUUUGUCCUUUGGGCCAAAAAAUGACUGAAGUCAUUAAAACUGUUUUACAGAAUAAUUUCCUCCGAAUCGGCAAAUCGCCCCAGAAAGCCAUGCAACUGUACAAAAUCACUGUGUCUUAAGCUGUAAGUAUAGCUGUUUUACUUUUUACCAUCUUGAAAUGUUAAAAGUAAAACCCUGUUUUUCCAUCAGCAAUAAAGUGGAUGCAUCACAGCAGAGGUAGCUAAAAUCGUAUUGGGCUCCCAGCACAGCCACUGCUCAGGGUUGUGGUCUAGCAGCACGUUAAACCCGUUACAGAUAAAAUCUUGUGUUAGAGGAAGAUCAAGUAGAGGCCACAUUUCCCAGAGAUUUCAUAUUUAAGGUGGUUAUCUUAAUCUCACUGCGGUAGAGACUAUCUUUUGCAUUUUAGACUUGGAUAAAACCUGCGCACUGCUGCUGAGAUCCAUGUGCAUGAUAGGAUGAGGCCUCCUUGUGUAGUGAUGUGUUCUUGAGAUCAAUAUAUGUGAGUGGGCAAAGAGGCUAAACGACGUUGCCUGCAACACAUCCUGGUUGGCUUUGUAGGAAGUUCAAGCAACUUUUCAGUAUGCUGAAUGCAAGCUCCUCCCAGUUCUAAUUUAAUGGCUACUAAGUUGAAGGGGAUGCGGGUGGCACUGUGGGUUAAACCACAGAGCCUAGGGCUUGCCGAUCAGAAGGUCGGCGGUUCGAAUCCCCAUGAUGGGGUGAGCUCCCGUUGCUCGGUCCCAGCUCCUGCCAACCUAGCAGUUUGAAAGCACAUCAAAGUGCAAGUAGAUAAAUAGGUACCACUCCAGCGGGAAGGUAAACGGUGUUUCCGCACGCUGCUUUGGUUUGCCAGAAGCGGCUUAGUCAUGCCGGCCACAUGACCCGGAAGCUGUACGCUGGCUCCCUCGGCCAGUAAAGUGAGAUGAGCGCCGCAACCCCAGAGUCGUCCGCAACUGGUCAGGGGUCCCUUUACCUUUUCAGUUGAAGGGGGGAAAGGCCUGCCCUUUCCUUUUCCUUCAGGGCCAAGCCACACUAGCUUUCUUCUUUGUGGGUGGAGUGUUGGAAGCCCUUUCUCUCCAGAGUUGCAAAGCCCCCGUGGUUCUGGCCUUGGGAUUUUUUUUCUCCGCGAAACUUGUGACAACAAAGUUUGAGAGUUGCUGUUAAACCCACUUGGAAGGCUGAUCUGCCUGCCGUGAGUGUGGUUGGAGGAGCCAUGCAACCCCUUGCAAUCCACCCUUGUUGUGCAGUCCUUGUGGGCGUUUUGUGUUCAAGCUUCACACGAGAUUUCCCUUUCAGGUACUGUGAUUGCUUUGCCAAUGGCGAGUUCUGCAACAACUGCAACUGCACAAACUGCUAUAACAAUCUGGACCAUGAAAAUGACAGACAGAAAGCAAUCAAGGUAAAGCUCUUCUCUAAAACAAAACCAAACCUUGACAAAAAGAUUUUUGUCUUUUGUGACCGGAUGAAAUGGUGUCUGCCAGUUCUUCCUGUGAAAGACUGGGUUUGCGUCUCCAGCACUUGCAUGUGGUGAUGGAUUUUUUUGCAUCUGCCUUGCUAGGCCUGCCUUGACAGAAACCCAGAAGCCUUCAAGCCUAAAAUAGGGAAGGGGAAGGAAGGCGAGUCGGACAGGCGGCACAGCAAAGGUUGCAACUGCAAGCGGUCUGGAUGUCUCAAAAACUAUUGUGAAUGCUACGAGGUAGGACCCAAAGUCUGCUGUAUUUCUCUCUCAGUACUUUUUUGUCACUUCCCUUCCUGGUUCAUUCUCACAGCAUCUCCAUGGUGGUUCCGUUUUUAUUUUUUUUAACACACACUUAUAUUAGGCUCAUAAAUGUUAUGUGAAAUACUAAUACAAUGGUACCUCUGGAUGCGAACGGGAUCCGUUCCGGAGCCCCGUUUGCAUCCUGAAGCGAACGCAACUCGCAUCUGCUCGUGGACGGGUCGCGAUUCGCCGCUUCUGCACAUGCGCGUGACGUCAUUUUGAACAUCUGCGCAUGCGCAAGCGGCGAAACGCGGAAGUAACGCACGGAGCGCAACCCUAAAAUAUUCAUCCCGAAGCUACAGUGGUGCCUCGCAAGACGAAAUUAAUUCGUUCCGCGAGUCUUUUCGUCUUGCGAUGUUUUUCGUCUUGCGAAGCACGGUCCGUCGCAACUGCGCCUCUUCAAGCGGCUUUAAGAAAAAAGCGAACAAACUCGCAUGACGUUUUCGUCUUGCGAAGCAAGCCCAUAGGGAAAAUCGUCUAGCGAAGCAACGCAAAAACCGAAAAACCCUUUCGUCUAGUGAGUUUUUCGUCUUGCGAGGCAUUCGUCUUGCGGGGCACCACUGUACUUCAAUCCAAGGUAUGACUGUACCUCGGGUUAUAGAUGCUUCAGGUUACAAACUCCACUAACCCAGAAAUACAACCUCAGGUUAAGAACUUUGCUUCAGGAUGAGAACAGAAAUCAUGCAGCGGGAGGUCCCAUUAGCUAAAGUGGUGCUUCAGGUUAAGAACGGACCUCCAGAAUGAAUUAAGUUCUUAACCCAAGGUACCACUGUAUCCCUAUUUUAAAUCCAAAGCUAUCUUCAGCCACAGGAAACCUCUUAAAUAAAAAUUCCUUCAGUGCUUCUGGAAAAGACCCAGGCUCUGACUUUGGGCAACCUCCACAGGGAAAGCAGUUCAGAGCCAGGAAGUAGCUUAACAAAGGCAUUCUGCCAUGUUUCUGCUUACUGUGUAACAUCCAUAUAACUUCAAGAGCCCCUUGCGGACAUGACUUCUACCUAUAUGAAAAUGGGAGAAUGAAAAUCUCCAGUAGUUGAAGGAUUUUAUCCCCUAAUUUUGCAGCAUAAUGAAAGAUCAGUGAUGCACUAUUGCAGAUUAGGCAGUCAUAUUUAUCCGGCUGAUGUUGCACUGACAGGUGUGUGCUAAACAGUAAUCAUUUUGAAUACACGAAUAAAUCUGUGAUUUUACAACACAUAGCAAAACAAUACCUCAAAGACCGCCUCUCCCCAUAUGAACUGAUCUGGACCCUGUGAAAAUCAUCUGAGGCCCAUCUUCCUGUGCCUCCUCCACAAGAGGCCCGGAGGGUGGCAAAAUGAGAAUGGGCCUUUUAUGCAGUGGCUCCCGAUUUGUGGAAUGCUCUCCCCAGGGAGGCUCGCCUGGCGCCUUUGUUACAUAUCUUUAGUGCCUGGCAAAAAUUGUUCCUCUAUAACCAGGCUUUUAAUAUUCUAUGGUCUUUCUGCAGGGCCUGCAAGACAACAGCUGUUCUGCCUGGCCUUUGGUUUGGACUUAGUUUGACCCUUAUGUUUUCCUCCCCUUAUGGUUUUGAUCUAUGGGCUACUAUUAAAAUGAGGCUGCAUUUUAAAUUGUAUUUUUAACCUGUAUUUUAAAUUGGUCCCCCCCCCCCAUUAUGUUUUUAUUGUAAUUUUACUGGUGUUAGCCUCCCUGAGCCCGGCUUUGGCCGGGGAGGGCAGGGUAUAAAUAAAAAUUUUUUAUUAUUAUUAUUAAACGUGUUUCUAGAAAGGGUUUGUUGUGCUUUUCUUUUAUUAUGUAUUUUGUGUUCUCAUUUCGUAUUUUUAUGUUGCAAACUGCGCUGUGAACUUUGGAUGAAGGGUGCUAUACAAAUUAAAUAAAUGAAUGAAUAGGCUUUUGUUUUUCUCCUGUUCAGGCAAAGAUCAUGUGUUCUUCAAUCUGCAAAUGUAUCGGCUGCAAGAACUUUGAAGAAAGCCCAGAGCGGAAGACGUUGAUGCACUUGGCUGAUGCUGCUGAAGUGCGAGUCCAGCAACAAACUGCCGCAAAGACAAAGUUGUCCUCGCAGAUUUCAGACCUGCUGACAAGGCCAGCCCCGGUGUUGACCAGCGGAGGGGGAAGGUGUGCUUACUUCCAUUUUGUUGAUGUCAUGCAGUCUCUUCUGUGCUGUUAAAAAAAUUAGUGCUGUAGGUUGAGAGAAAUAGAGGGAGGGCAUGGAAAUAACCUUUGGGCAGCAGAGUGCCUCCUCCUGCCUCACUUGCCUGGGCUCCUAUUUUAUUCUGCUGCUCCUGCAAUUGCUAGACAUGGAACAAGUACAGUGGUACCUCUGGAUCCAGAAGCAAACGUAUCUAGCGACGGCACAUCUGCGCACUCGCACAUUGCUUUUCGCCGCUUCUGGGCAUGCACGUGAUGUCAUUUUGAGCGUCUGCGCAUGCGCAAGCGGCGAAACCCAGAAGUAACGCACUCCGUUACUUCCGGGUUGCCGCGGAGCGCAACUCGAACGCGCUCAACCUGAAGCGCAUUCAGCCCGAGGUAUGACUGUACAUAGUACUACACAUUAAUGGGUGUCUGUACAUGCUGUUUCCCUGCCUUUUCCCUUUAGCUUUUAAGGGCUUUAAACCCCUUUAAACCUGGAGGGAGGGAUCUGUGGAAAUGAUGAACGAAAGUCAUUGUCAGCCUGGAUUUAUAAAGACUGUGGAGAAAAAGAAAAGCACAUUGCUAUUCACGCGUAAGUGUGUGUUUGAGGAACUGCAUCUGAUCUUCCUUGCUUUUACAGAUAGAUACCUUGAGACUUAAUUUAGGAAAAAAAGGAGUCUGAUUGUCAAGUUAUAAUGCGCUAUGGCUUGUUCUUGUUUUCUUCUAGGUUGCCAUUUACGUUUGUAACGAAGGAAGUUGCCGAAGCGACGUGUGACUGCUUACUUGCGCAGGCGGAGCAGGCCGAGAAGGCAGGGAAGUCGAAGGCAGUAGCAGAACGGAUGAUUCUGGAGGAGUUUGGACGUUGUCUGAUGAGAAUCAUUAAUUCGGCAGGAAAGUCCAAAAGCGACCCUUGUGCCAUGAACUGCUGA
Molecule: messenger RNA, 19042 nt
Organism: Podarcis lilfordi (Lilford's wall lizard)
Lineage: Eukaryota; Metazoa; Chordata; Lepidosauria; Squamata; Lacertidae
Source: the annotation of a GenBank genome assembly